Styela clava is the source of this 1446-nucleotide messenger RNA. Its product is annotated as heme-binding protein 2-like. Gene Ontology annotation, molecular function: heme binding. Lineage: Eukaryota; Metazoa; Chordata; Ascidiacea; Stolidobranchia; Styelidae. The record is from RefSeq and is a predicted model, not a curated record.
ACGAAAGUCAAGCCAAGAUUACAAAAUUGAAUGAAAAAAGGCUGUUUUGUGCCAAAUUCGUGAUCCCGUGUCAUCAUUUGUGCCCUAUAAAAGACGCCACGAGGCCAUUAAGAUCACAUAUAGAUUUAUUGGGCUUCUAGUGCAGACAUAAAGAAAUACCAAUUCAGUCUUCGAAAUGGCAAGCUGUUAUUUAAUUUCUGCGCUCGCAAUUUUGGCAAGUUUUUGCCUGAUAGAAUCGGCAGUCAUCAACGAAAUGCCGACGGUAUACGAAGAAAUUAUUACAGAAGAACAAGAUAACAUGUUCACAGAAGACUGGAAAAAUGCGUUCGAUAACGAACAACUUCAAAACCAGCCUAAAUGGACGCCUGACGAAGACCAACCUAAAGACGACAGUUAUGAAGUUAGAAAUUACGACCCAGCGUGGUGGGUGACAUCUUUUGUGCCCUGCCUCAACCAAACUGUGGCUUCGUCGUACGGUUAUCUCAAACUGUACCUUUACAUGAACAAAGCAAACGACCAACACAUGGAAUUCAACUUGACUUACCCUAUCUUGAAUAAAGUUGAUAUGCAAUUCAACGCCCAAUACAUUGAUGAAGAUAAAAAGGGUAGAAAUCCAUGUCCAGAUAGAUAUUCCGUUAACUUAUAUCUCCCGUAUGAGUCUGACGACGAAUACUACAUUGACGACACCCCUCCUAACGGCCAAGAUGAAAUAGUAACCACUUCGAAAUCACAGCUCAGAACUCGCUACGUGCUCCCUUACGAGGACGAAUUUACCAUCGAAAGUCUGGAAAACUGUAACGAGCAAGCCAAAGAUUUUGGAGAACGACUGAAAGAAGAUGGAAAGAAUGUCAACGUUAACUCGUACCAUUGCGCUAUGUACGAGCCCGACAAGCAGGGCGUCGUUCGCUUCGAAGUUUGGUUCGAUGACAUCGACCAAUAAAAAACUAUGAUGUGAUAAUUUCAUCUAUUUUACUGUUACUUCACAAUUGCAUCUCUUGUUAAAGCAAUUAUGACCAAAUAAAAAAUUGCGAAUUAAAGAUUAUGUCACAAACAUGUCUGGAAAGUUAAUUAUUGAAACACAAAUGUCUAGCCGGAAACAAUUGAACUGCCGUGCACAACGCCAAUUCAGUGGUAUUAUUGAUGGCCGCUAAAUUGACAGAGAAAAGUUUAUGCGUGAACACAUGACGUAAGCUGACGCAGCUUCCAAAAACUCGCUAAAAUAUGACUGUUUGGGCGACAAACCAAUACUAUUAUAAAACUUUUCGUUGCUCUGGUUCUGGUCAGAGGUUUAAAUUUAGAUAGUUUUUGAUUUAAGGCCGGAUUUGCGCUUUUAUUGCAUUUUGAACUUUAUUUUGAUUGAUUUUAGGUCACCUCCAGGCUCGAGUUUAUAGUAAUUAAUGAAUUUUUGCCCUGUAUAGUCUAUAAAUAAAUGAAUUUGAUAUCUGA